This is a messenger RNA of Colletotrichum gloeosporioides, 489 nucleotides long. RefSeq lists its product as uncharacterized. NCBI's taxonomy places the organism in Eukaryota, Fungi, Ascomycota, Sordariomycetes, Glomerellales, Glomerellaceae. The coding region runs from base 1 to 489 and encodes 162 amino acids. The transcript has a single exon. The record is from RefSeq and is a predicted model, not a curated record.
AUGCGCGCCUCUUCGAUACUCGCUGUAGGCGUCAGCGCUCUCGCCUGGGCCACCGACGCUGCCGGCCUACACCGUCGCCAGGGAUCGGCUCCUUAUUGCCCGCCUCGCUCAGCAACACCAGAGGAACAACGAGUCAUUUUGGGAGAAUUCAUUCAGGCUUUCUACGUGGACAGAAACGCUACCAAGGCCCUGCUCAACCACGUUUCGGAGGACUACAUUCAGCACAACCCAAGCGCCCUCUCAGGUCGACAAAACACUCUAGAUGUCCUUGGACCUUUCGUAUCCCCGAAUACCGUUAAUAACACGAUCAUGAAUAAGGGCUUCGAGAAUAACGUUGCGUUUAUUCACUACCGAAUGGAUGUUGUAGGAGGCGGACAGCCCUUUGCUGUUGUCGAUGUCUUCAGGUUCGACGGCACCUGCAUCAUGGAGCACUGGGAUGUGGCGCAGCAACGCCCUGCCAACGCGACCAACCCUCUGGCGAUGUUUUAA